AUGACUGUUUUGAUCCCACAAGAGACCUCCACAGACUUUGCAUCAGAGACAGGCGCGGCACCGCAGGCAAGCCCGGGCGCGAGAUGUCUCCCCCGGCACCGGCUUCAGACGGCACUUGCUGACACCCACUGUCCACUGUUACACGACCUGCAUCCUUCCCAAUUUGACAACGGUACAUCUUGUCCACCCCGACUAAAGGCUCGGUCGGUUAUUUCCUCCUCCUUCGCCUCCGAAUCGUGCUCUGUUUACGACUCGCAAAUUCCCUUCCACACUCUGUUCGUCUUUGCCGGGAGAAAUUCUAACCGCCAAAAUCACAUCAUUCAUGACUGUCCCAUUCCACCUGCUCGGGACCGAGGGGGGGCACACCCCGUUCACAUCCCACUCCGCUCCGUCAUCGCCAUCACGGCAAUAGCUGUUGUACUAGACACCCCGAUCCUCCUCUCCGAGACCAAGCCGCUUCAACGUUUUUUUGCACCAUCGCCCUACCGUCCAGUCCUAACCCAAAGCUGUUAA
This is a messenger RNA of Podospora anserina S mat+, 513 nucleotides long. RefSeq lists its product as uncharacterized. Bases 1 to 513 code for a protein of 170 amino acids. The record is from RefSeq and is a predicted model, not a curated record. Lineage: Eukaryota; Fungi; Ascomycota; Sordariomycetes; Sordariales; Podosporaceae. The transcript has 2 exons.